AUGGUUGCCAGCAUUAUUAUCUACUCAGCCAUGACUUUCAGAGGAAAUGGUACUCCUAUUACGCAUAACAACACAGUAUACAUCCCAUCGUCUCUGAUGCCCGGGUACUGUGGACACAUUCCCACUACUAAAUUCCUGUAUGGGGAGACUUUUGGCAAUUCGUCCCUAAAGUACUUCCAAAACAUCCGAGCUGCAAUGAUGGCCUCUAGCAAAAGCUCUUACAAUAGUGUGCCUCUGAGCUCCCAUACCCAAGACAGUAUCUUACCCUACUGGGUCCGGAACAACAUUGAUUUCAAAAGGCAGAAGGAGAUCAAGGACUUCAACAUGUUGUCACAGAAGCACAGGGAAAAUUACAAAGAUAAGACUGGCACUGUGCAGCCUGUCAAUUACUUUGUCAUGCCAGAAAAAGAGAAAAAGGAGCUUGGAAGAUCCCUCCAGAGUGAAUUUAAUUAAAGACCAUGCCAUAUCAGAUGGAAGUAGCAGUCUGAUGAAGUCUAAUGGUGUCCAC
Sinocyclocheilus anshuiensis is the source of this 508-nucleotide messenger RNA. Its product is annotated as UPF0573 protein C2orf70 homolog A-like. NCBI's taxonomy places the organism in Eukaryota, Metazoa, Chordata, Actinopteri, Cypriniformes, Cyprinidae. The transcript is spliced from 5 exons. The record is from RefSeq and is a predicted model, not a curated record. Bases 1 to 453 code for a protein of 150 amino acids.